GCUCCUCCUCCGGCCUCCGGAGAGGGGAGGAGAGGCCGGGAUCGGCCCCGGCGGCUCGGGGCUGCCCACCUGAGCCUCGCUCUGCCGCCGCAGGGGCCGGGGGUUGGGACCGAGCAUCCUCCGGCCCCGCAGCCCAUGGGGGUCCCGGGAGGGGUGCGGAGCUCCUGCCCCGCUCGGGCUGCCUCCCGGCCGGCAUGGAGAGCCUGGGCGGCAGCCUGAAGAAGAAAGCCGCGGAGCUGCACUACAGGGCGGAGGUGAUGAUCGCCGGGGAGCAGCUGAGGCUUCGCCUCCACGAUGGGAAGCUCAUUAAGGACAGGCGCUACCACCUCCGAACGUACCCCAACUGCUUCGUGGCCAAGGAGCUCACGGACUGGCUGAUUGACCACAAAGAAGCCCCAGACCGAGAGACGGGCAUCCGCCUCAUGCAGAAGCUGAUGGACCACUACAUCAUCCACCACGUGUGCGACGAGCACUCGGACUACAAGGAUGCCAAGCUGCUGUACCGCUUCCGCAAGGACGACGGGACCUUCCCUCUCAACAAGGAUGUGAAGGUCUUCGUGAGGGGGCAGAGCCUGUACGAGAAGCUGGUCGGUGCCGAGGGGUCCAUCCUGAAGGUGAGGGAGGAGAACUCGGUCAAGUACCAGAGGACGUUCCUGGGCUGCGAGAUGGUCGACUGGCUGGUUCAGGAGGGGGAAGCCGAGAGCCGAAAGGAGGCGGUGGAGCUGGGCCAGGCGCUGCUGGAGCACGGGAUCAUUCAGCACGUCUCCAACAGGCAUCACUUCUUUGACGGUGACCUCCUCUACCAGUUCUGGAUCAACUUCCGACGCAGGCGGCGUCUCACCGAGCUGCUCAACGAGAACUCUUCCCGUGCCUUGUCCGAGAGCCCAGACAGCCCCUUCUGCCUCCGCAAGCUCAACCCGGACCCGGGCAACACCAGCUUUCUCUCUGUGCAGCCCAACAAGGAGAUCAAAAUCGUCUCAGCAGUUCGAAGGAGCAGCAUCACUUCCCUCGCUGGAAACUCCAACCCCUACUUCAGCGUUACUCCCACGCUGGUGUUCCCUCCCGUGGCUGAGUGCAACCCCAAAUCAGUGUUAAAGAGACCUGUCACCAACGAAGAGCUCCUGUCCCCCGGGGCUCCCUAUGUCAAGAAGACCUUAACCAUUGUGGGCGAUGCUGUGGGCUGGGGGUUUGUGGUCCGAGGAGGAAGACCUUGCCACAUCCAGGCGGUGGACCCGGGAGGACCCGCUGCUGCUGCGGGCAUGAAGGUGUGCCAGUUUGUGUUCUCCGUGAAUGGCAUGUAUGUUUUGCACCUGGACUAUCAGACCAUCAGCAGCCUCAUCAUGACAGGACCACGAACGCUCGUCAUGGAAGUCAUGGAAGCCGUUGAAUGAGCGAAGGAGCCUCGUGCCACCGCUGGGUGGAAAAGCAGGACACUUUGCAGAGCAAGGACGGACGGUGGGGAGGGACCGAGCUUGACCUUUCGGUCUGAAAUGUUAGGUGUUCUGACAUAUAUUCAAAUAAAUACAUUGUAAAGGACAA
This is a messenger RNA of Oxyura jamaicensis (ruddy duck), 1539 nucleotides long. RefSeq names its product DEP domain-containing mTOR-interacting protein-like. Gene Ontology annotation, molecular function: protein binding. The transcript is spliced from 9 exons. Lineage: Eukaryota; Metazoa; Chordata; Aves; Anseriformes; Anatidae. Bases 195 to 1391 code for a protein of 398 amino acids. Gene Ontology annotation, biological process: negative regulation of TOR signaling; intracellular signal transduction. The record is from RefSeq and is a predicted model, not a curated record.